Molecule: messenger RNA, 909 nt
Organism: Cokeromyces recurvatus
Lineage: Eukaryota; Fungi; Mucoromycota; Mucoromycetes; Mucorales; Mucoraceae
Product: mitochondrial carrier domain-containing protein
Exons: 2
Coding region: 1-909 (302 amino acids)
Biological process (GO): mitochondrial citrate transmembrane transport
Source: RefSeq, a predicted model, not a curated record
AUGUCACAAUCAGAAAAGAAGUCCAAAGACCCAGUGCUCUCACUUAUAUCAGGUACGAUUGCGGGUGCAGUAGAAGGGGUAGCCACUUAUCCAACAGAAUACGUAAAGACGCGCCUACAGCUUCAAGCAGGUGGCCAACUUCAACCUGGAGAAUUAAAAUUCCGAGGGCCUAUUGACUGUUUAGUGAGAACGAUUCGCACACAGGGUGUAAGUACGAUCUAUACAGGUGUCUCAGCAUUAGCCAUUGGCAAUGCAGCUAAAGCAGGAGUACGAUUCCUAACUUACGAUCAAAUUGCAAAUGUCUUGCGAGAUAAAGAUGGUAAGCUUUCAGGUAUACGAAGUAUGCUAGCUGGUCUAGGAGCAGGCAUGACAGAGGCGGCUUUAGUCGUAACCCCCUCUGAAACAAUUAAAACCAAAUUAAUUCAUGAUCGAAAUAAUGCUACACAUAAAUAUCAAGGAUUAAUACAUGGUACACGAACGAUUAUAGCUGAGGAAGGCCUUGGUGGUAUCUAUCGUGGGCUAGGCCCUGUGAUGGCAAGACAAGGAGCGAAUAGUGCUGUUCGAUUUAGUUGUUAUUCAUACUUUAAAUCAAUGCUUCAGAACUGGCGAGAGAAGGAUGAUGAACCUUUACCAUCCACACACACAUUUGUAGCUGGAGCCUUGGCUGGUAUUGUUACUGUCUAUUCAACUAUGCCCUUAGAUGUUGUCAAGACACGAAUGCAAGGCUUAGAUGCUAAAACAUUAUAUAAAAAUUCAGUAGAUUGUUUGAUAAAGGUUGUAAAGCAGAAUGGUGUAUUCUCAUUAUGGAAAGGAACAACACCUAGACUAGUUAGACUUAUUUUCUCUGGUGGCAUCGUUUUUACUGUAUAUGAAAAAGUAUACCAAGCAUUAGAAUUUGUAAAGAAUUAA